Messenger RNA from Parastagonospora nodorum SN15, 375 nucleotides. RefSeq lists its product as hypothetical. The record is from RefSeq and is a predicted model, not a curated record. The transcript is spliced from 2 exons. Lineage: Eukaryota; Fungi; Ascomycota; Dothideomycetes; Pleosporales; Phaeosphaeriaceae. The coding region runs from base 1 to 375 and encodes 124 amino acids.
AUGGAGGUCAAGAUGACACAGUGGAAAUGGGCCUCGGACUCUAUCUUCAAUGAUGAUGGUUUGAAGUUCCGCAAACACAUGUGCAAGCUGUUUGGCUACCUUGGUAUGAUACUGUCGAGGUAUCGAUGUCGCCAACCCAUCAUCGAGUUUACGGCCACCCAAGUACUCCAUCAAAACAUACGGGUAUCCGAAUGGCCCCUCUAUGGACAUCUCAAAUUCGAAAAUACGAGGUAUGGGGAUACUUGUACGUUGGCGGACGAUGUUCAUGGUGGCUAUCUCGCUCAGCAACGAGGUCUUGGUGUUGUCAUCGAUGGUGCGAUACGGAAUCCGAGCAAUCCAAUAGAUGUUGUCAGAAAAUGCGAGUUCAAGAACUAG